CGUGAAAGGGACGUGUCCAAAGCUUCGCGGAGAGGCGCUACGGUGAGGUACAAAAUGGCCUUGCUGGCCCAACUAACCGUCACUCACUCCGUUGCUUGUAGUUGCGUGUGACACACGGGCUGCUGGCCGUGGAGGACCAGUGCUGAACCCUGCGCAUACUGACGGACCAACCGCACAACCACUUCAUUUACAUAUGGCCAGGCCGCAGACGGAGGUGUAUGAUGUGCUUGAUGAGAAUUCCUUGGUGCCAGUGCACAGCACGGCUCAGAGCAGUGGCUUUGACGACACUCCAGCACACGGCGACGACCAACAAGGUACACCGUGGCCACCUUUGCUCUUGCCUGACACCGCCGCCUCGAGUAGUACCUUCUUGAGUGAGACGGACGGAAUUUCAGAAAGACUUUGUCGUCAAGGCCGUCACCCAAAACCAGUGGGCGUGGUGAAGCCGAUGCGUUCACGCCUUGUUGCACUCCGCCCCAACCAGAGGCCAAGGCCACUUGUCCAAGCAGCAGGGGCGUCAACUCUCCAGCCAGCUUCCUGGGGCACGUCACUCUCUCGUGCACCAGGCUUUGACGAUACUACUUCAGGCCAUGUUUCGCUACCCAUCCGUAGGAACACUGCCCUCCCUCCAAACAACGCUUCACCCGCCUCAACCUCCAGCAGCAACGGUGGAGUGGCUGAAGGAAGGCGGGUAGAGGCAGCUCGGUCUGCCAUUUUUUUCCGUCUGAAUAGGAGAUGCAAUGAACUGGGCCGCAGAAAUGAAGCGUUAGAACAAAAACUUGCAGCUUACCGACGCUUCUUCACAGACAAGGAUAACUUGAAAUCUUGGAUGCGCAGAUUAGAUACUGAGGGAGAUGAAGUGUCGCAAGCCAGCCCUGGCGAGGAAGAGGACGCGAGACAGAUGAGUUAACAAAAUACAAGUUAUCGUGGAUGGCGUGUUCUGUUGGAUACAGUGAUUGUGACCGAAUCUACCACUGCCACUUAUGAAAUUAUUGCGGGUGUUUGUGAGAACAUUGCCACUAAAGUGAUUAUUAGUUGAUGUUCACGUGUCUCACGUAAACCGGCGAAGGGAAGCCCUUUAUACAUAAAUACGAAGCUUACAACUGUACUAAAGUAUAUGUGAGUGAAAUACUGUGUUGUCAUAUUACCGAUUUCCCAUUGCUUUGUAACCAGCCUCUUGGAUUCAGUCAGCCAGUGUGUAGCCAUGCCCUGCCCCUCACCCUCGCAGGAGCAAGCUUCCCGCAAGGCCCAGUGUACGUGAGACAGUGUAGCUGUUUGUGUCCAUCUGAAUAUUAAAAAAAAAAAAAAAAAAAAAAA
Portunus trituberculatus (swimming crab) is the source of this 1317-nucleotide messenger RNA. RefSeq lists its product as uncharacterized. Bases 194 to 910 code for a protein of 238 amino acids. NCBI's taxonomy places the organism in Eukaryota, Metazoa, Arthropoda, Malacostraca, Decapoda, Portunidae. The transcript has 2 exons. The record is from RefSeq and is a predicted model, not a curated record.